This is a messenger RNA of Lindgomyces ingoldianus, 1086 nucleotides long. RefSeq lists its product as uncharacterized. The record is from RefSeq and is a predicted model, not a curated record. The transcript has a single exon. Lineage: Eukaryota; Fungi; Ascomycota; Dothideomycetes; Pleosporales; Lindgomycetaceae. Bases 1 to 1086 code for a protein of 361 amino acids.
AUGCUCUCCCUAACGCCCCUCCUCCCUCUCCUCCCUCUCCUCUCCCUCACAUUCGCCCACCCCUCAACGGAGCCCCUAAUUUCAAAGACCCUCAUCCUCCCACGCGCCACCCCUAACUAUGGUAGCUGCACAGAGCCCUUCAUUGGGGUCUACGCCCUCGCCAACAAACAAAUCGUCUUCAGGCCCACCAACCAAAACGAAUUCAACCUGCAGCAAGACCCUGAUUUCUUCCUCGUCGCUUCUUACAUUUGCGAAGCCCUCCGUACAGGCUGUAUCGCACCCCCUGAAACCCUCCAAUUAUGCUGGGACUCGUACGGUCGCGCGAGCGAACUGCAUCCAGAUAAGAAUGAUGUCUGGCAGAUGGCGACGUAUGCGACGAAAUUCAACGACGGGCUGAAAGGCCUGGAUCCCGGGAAUGGCGGACCCCCCGGCCCAGACCAUUAUGAAGUUGAGAUCUGGGCAGGGCCGAUGACGGUGAAGAUUAUCCAAGGAGGUGAUAUGCCGGAAGCUGCUGCACUGGUUGACGAAAUCUUCAAAGUCACUGAUUCCGGGGACUUUGAGAAGAAGACGAAGGACUUGCCUGCGAAAUGCAAAAUCAGUACCAAGGGAUAUAAAGAUCUGGCUAACGGCAAGAAACUGUCAGAUGCUAUGAAAAAAGUGUUGUUGGAUUUGUCCGCACCAGAUGGCCUUCAAUCGGUAUUCCAGUAUUCACAGCAGCGGAAAGCGGUGCACUGCAAUGGCUGGUUGGUACCGGGCGGCGGGUGCUGCAACGGGGUCAAAGACGAGAAGACUGGGAAGUGUCAAGAUGGAUUUCAGUACACGACGUUCAAGUACAUUCACCUCCCCAUGACGUUCUCGAUGUACGCGACAAUUCAGCCGAAUAAUAAACGCGGGAAUGGACACAUGGAGUGGACGAUCGAGUGCAGUGAUGCGGGCGAUAUUGUGCAGAAGGAUUGCACUUUUUGUGCGCAGAAUAAUAUUUCGGGGGAUAAGAAGACCCAGGCGCAGAAGACGAUUAGUGAUGCAACUGGUGGGAUUGCGAAUACUAUAGAUGUGAAGUGUGAUUUGCAGAAAUGCAAGAAAUAG